CUGUCUACCGUGCAUCAUCAUCAUCAUCAUCAUCAUCAUAUCCGUCAUCCCAAUUUAUCAAUUAUCAUUCGUUCUGGAAAUCCCUGCAAGCAACCGCAAUGGCGGCGGCCGAUAUUCCUACAAAGGCCGCCAAUGUAUGCCUCACCUGCAAGAUUCGGAAGAAACGAUGUGACAAGUCGCUGCCGAGUUGUCGCUACUGUGCUGACCAUGAUAUACCCUGUCGCUAUCAGACCCCUACGCCUAUUCGAGUUCGACCGCACGCCGGUCCUGUGCUUGCUUCCUCUGCCAUUGGUUCCUUUGGUACCAGUGCCUCGACAAGAUCACCGCUCAAUAGCCUCGCGUCCGUCCCUCAGCUCCCCAACAAUGUUUUAACCCUGACCUGCACCUCUGAAUCCGCACUGUACAACCAGGCUCAGCGAGUCCUCGAAACCACGGGGCUGUAUCUCGAUGAAAUCAGCGUCCGCUACUUUCAAGGGAUCCACACUUUCGUUCCCCUCGUUUCCCGACGACUAUUCCACGCUCAGCUUCUCACAAUCGGAGCAAAGCGCCAAACAGAUUUUGCUUUGCUGGUACUCUGCAUGGGACUACUUACCUAUUCGGCAGAGUCGCCCGAUUCUCCUCCCGCUGUGCAGCGAGGCCAUCGCGUCGCAAAUCAAACGCUCUACGUCGCCACCAAGUCCCUCCUAGCGCAGGCCCAAGCCGUGUGUGCGCCUUCCCUCAGGCUUAUCCAGGCCGGCGUGCUGCUGGCGGUCUACGAGUAUGCCAGUGGGUGUCCAGAAAAGGCCUUUGUGACGAUCGGCAGCUGUGCCCGCAUGGCGUAUGCGGCCCGGCUCCGAUCAUCGCCCUCGCUGACUAGCACCGCCCCCCUACGGUCCGAUUGGAAUGCCGAGGAGGAGGAAGUCAAUACUUGGUGGGGUAUCCGUAUAUGUGAGCGCACAUUCUUAUGUGAGCUCCCCGUGAUAGAGCAACCGCUGGGAUCGAUGAUGCCCACCCGCGAGGAUCGUCUUCCCCUCGAAUCUAGCGUUCUAGACCUAGGAAGUACGACCACGGCGCUUGCACCGCACGUCAUGGUCCACGCUCUGAGCGCCCUGCAAGUGGGUGGCUUCGGCCGCGCCGCCCAAGCGGCCUGGCUGCUCGACAACGUGCUCGAAGGACUGCUGCUGACGAAUCCGGAACGCAAACACGCGCAUCUGACGGACUGCGACCGGUCGCUGCAGUCCUUCCUGGCGAUAGUGAUGCAACAAAUGCAACAGCAAGCGGACAACAACUACGGCGUCUUCUGUGUUGCAAUCGCGCUGACGAUCCGUACAUUAUUCCUUCUUCACUGGCACCUCCUCGAGCAACGUGCCGAAGACUCCCCCCCGGGGCUUUACAACCCUGCCAACAGUUCCCAUUCGGCCUUGGAUACGGUUACCAAGAUGGUCAUCGACAUCUGCGCAACCCACGAGAAUCUGUCGUUUCACCAGAUCGGCCAGCUUCCUCCGAGUUGUCUGUAUAUCAUCCGCGCGGCACUGAAACAUAUCAAUGACUGCCAAUCUGCAAGGCCCGAUCCACGGCUGUAUACUUCAUUGAAGCAAUUUGAGGCUCGGUGGGGUGCCUCGCCGGGUGGGGCCACUCGAUCUCCCGUCGUUCAAGAGUGAUCCCUCACUUAUCCGAUAGUUUCCUUGUUCCCAGCCGUCCAAGUAUUGACGGACAAAAUAUUCAUGGACAACAAAUUCCCUCGUCGAGCAAACUAUUCGAAUUGGGCAUGUCUGGGUUGGGAGUCUAUAGGCCAUUACUGGUGUAUUCCUUUACCAAAGAUAUAGUGUGUAAUACCUACCAACCAGGCUGUACUAAAGUUCAAAGGC
Messenger RNA from Aspergillus aculeatus ATCC 16872, 1847 nucleotides. Its product is annotated as Zn(II)2Cys6 transcription factor. Gene Ontology annotation, cellular component: nucleus. Lineage: Eukaryota; Fungi; Ascomycota; Eurotiomycetes; Eurotiales; Aspergillaceae. The transcript has 4 exons. The record is from RefSeq and is a predicted model, not a curated record. Gene Ontology annotation, biological process: regulation of DNA-templated transcription; DNA-templated transcription. The coding region runs from base 99 to 1640 and encodes 513 amino acids. Gene Ontology annotation, molecular function: DNA-binding transcription factor activity, RNA polymerase II-specific; zinc ion binding; DNA binding.